ACAGUAACCAAUCUCUUGCAUAGUAUAAAUAGAAUGCUCAUCUUGAACUAUAGACUAGCUCAAGAAAAAACCCUCCAAGCCUUCAAUUAUUGCUGAUAAACAAAGUCCAUGGACUCGGUGAGACACUCAUUCCAUCAUCAACUGCUUUUUUUUUCCUUAAUUUCCUUGUCCUACGUCUCUGGAACGCAAUUCAGCUUACCAAGGCUCGGAGCACUUCGAAGAACAAUCCGAAAUGAACUCGAUAUCGAAUCGAUUUCAUCACUUCCCAAGGAUUUCAAGACCUUCUUUUACAGCCAGACACUUGAUCACUUCAACUACAAACCCGAAAGUUUCACCUGCUUUCAACAAAGAUAUGUAAUUAAUUCUAAGUACUGGGGUGGUGCGAACACUAGUUCACCAAUCUUGGUGUAUUUUGGUGCGGAAGAAUCAUUGGAUUAUGAUUUAUCUGGAAUUGGUAUUCUCACGGAUAAUGCCCCUCGUUUCAAGGCUUUACUGGUAUAUAUAGAGCAUCGGUUCUAUGGGAAAUCCAUACCAUGUGGAUCAAGUGAAGCCGCUUUGAGAAACGCCAGUAUUAGGGGUUAUUUCACCUCAGCUCAAGCUAUUGCAGAUUAUGCCGCCAUUAUUCUUCAUAUAAAGAAAACAUUCUUCGCAAAGAAUUCUCCGGUGAUUGUCAUUGGAGGAUCGUACGGGGGAAUGCUUGCUGCGUGGUUUCGGCUGAAAUAUCCACAUGUUGCUCUUGGAGCUCUCGCAUCCUCAGCUCCAAUUCUUUAUUUUGAUGAACUUGCACCACAUGUUGGUUACUACGCAAUUGUGACGAAGGAUUUCAAAGAAACUAGUGAAAGUUGCUAUGAAACUAUCCGAAAAUCAUGGGAUGAAAUUGAUAAAGUUGCUUCAAAGUCUAAUGGUCUUUCAAUUCUCAGCAUGAAGUUCAAAACUUGCGAAAAAUUGAAGAGAAGCUUCGAUCUUAAGGACUUUUUAGAUUCAAUAUAUUCUGAAGUAGCUCAAUAUGAUCAUCCCCCAAGUUAUCCCCUUAAUAUCAUCUGUCGUGGCAUCGAUGGAGCUCCUAAAGGGACCGAUAUACUCGGCCGAAUAUUCGCCGGUGUUGUUGCUUAUAUGGGAAAUAACUCAUGCUAUGACAUGAACGAAUUCAACCGUCCAAAUGAUGAAACAUAUAUCGGUUGGAGAUGGCAGACAUGUAGUGAGAUGGUGAUGCCUAUAGGCCAUGAAAACAAUGAUUCAAUGUUCCCACCAUCGCCAUUCAAUCUAAACAAGUUCAUAAGGAAGUGCAAGAGCUUAUUUGGUGUCCGACCUCGGCCACAUUGGGUGACAACUUACUAUGGAGGCCAUGAUUUAAAGUUGGUUCUCCAUAGAUUUGCCAGCAACAUCAUUUUCUCUAAUGGCCUCAGAGAUCCUUACAGCAGCGGCGGGGUAUUGGAGAACAUAUCAGAUAGUGUUGUUGCGGUAUAUACAGUAAAUGGAUCUCAUUGCUUGGAUAUAUUACCAGAAAAGAAAAGUGAUCCAGUAUGGUUGAUCAAGCAACGAAAAACCGAAGUUGGGAUAAUCGAAAGCUGGAUUUCAAAAUAUUAUACUGAUCUGAUCAUGUUCAGAGAUAGAACCAGAGUUUCAUCAUGAAUAUGAGCUGCUCCAAAUUAAUCAAAAGAGAAUAAAUUAUGUGACCAUAUCAGAGUUGCAAUGUUGAAUAGUGAAAAUGCUGUACUGUAAGAAUAGGUUAUGAUGCUCAGACUACUGGCAUUUUAGCAUAGUCCAUGAAUGAGAUAAUACUAAUUAUGAAA
Messenger RNA from Gossypium arboreum, 1793 nucleotides. RefSeq lists its product as uncharacterized. Lineage: Eukaryota; Viridiplantae; Streptophyta; Magnoliopsida; Malvales; Malvaceae. The coding region runs from base 109 to 1632 and encodes 507 amino acids. The transcript is spliced from 9 exons. The record is from RefSeq and is a predicted model, not a curated record. Gene Ontology annotation, molecular function: serine-type exopeptidase activity; dipeptidyl-peptidase activity. Gene Ontology annotation, biological process: proteolysis.